AAUCAGAUAGCAGAGGGACAGAGUGGGUUUAAAAGGAGCUGCAGUGCAGCUGAGCUGACACCGAGGCUGAGACUGACUCCAUCAUGAAGGCUUUCAUUCUUCUGGCUCUGUUCGCAGUGGCAUAUGCUGCUCCCAUUGAGGAUGACAAGAUUGUUGGAGGCUAUGAGUGCAGGAAGAACUCUGUGGCCUACCAGGUCUCUCUGAACUCUGGCUACCACUUCUGUGGAGGCUCUCUGAUCUCCAGCACCUGGGUGGUGUCUGCUGCUCACUGCUACAAGUCCCGCGUCCAGGUGCGUCUCGGUGAGCACAACAUUGCUGUCAAUGAGGGCACCGAGCAGUUCAUCAACUCUGCUAGGGUCAUCCGUCACCCCAGCUACAACAGCCGCAACCUGGACAAUGACAUCAUGCUGAUCAAGCUCAGCAAGCCCGCCACCCUCAACAACUACGUCCGCACCGUGUCCCUGCCCUCCAGCUGUGCUGGCUCUGGCACCCGCUGCCUGAUCUCUGGAUGGGGCAACACCAGCAGCUCUGGAAGCAACUACCCUGAUCGUCUGAGGUGCCUGGAUGCCCCCAUCCUGAGCGACAGCAGCUGCAGGUCCUCCUACCCUGGACAGAUCACCUCCAACAUGUUCUGUGCUGGAUUCCUGGAGGGAGGCAAGGACUCCUGCCAGGGUGACUCUGGUGGCCCCGUGGUGUGCAACGGUCAGCUGCAGGGUGUGGUGUCCUGGGGUUAUGGCUGCGCGCAGAGGAACAAGCCUGGAGUCUAUGCCAAGGUCUGCAACUACAACUCCUGGAUUCGCAACACCAUGGCCUCCAACUAAAUGGAUGAAUCGCCGAAUGGGCAGCGUGUCCCACGUCCCACAUGGAUGACAAAUAGGCUUUUAACACCAACAUUAGUGCCCAAAGUCACUGUGUUCACACUGUAAAGUUGAGUUGUGUGUAAUAAAACAUAUUUUCCAUAA
This is a messenger RNA of Epinephelus moara (kelp grouper), 962 nucleotides long. Its product is annotated as trypsin-3. Gene Ontology annotation, biological process: proteolysis. Lineage: Eukaryota; Metazoa; Chordata; Actinopteri; Perciformes; Serranidae. The record is from RefSeq and is a predicted model, not a curated record. The coding region runs from base 84 to 821 and encodes 245 amino acids. The transcript is spliced from 5 exons. Gene Ontology annotation, molecular function: serine-type endopeptidase activity.